ACCUCCUAUUCCGGGUGACUACCUAUCAUUGCAGAUACGGGGGUUCGGUUCCCCUCCUCUCUCGGGCAAAAUGGUUCUGGUGUUGCCAAGGUCGUCACACGUUGGUGGAACUAUUUUUUUUGGUAUAUCUUAUCAACUAAAAAUAGUGGAGCUCAUAACUAAAUAAAAUAAAGUACGCGAGAUUAAGAGCUUACAAGAUUCAGCGCCGGGAAUUUUUGGAGCUGUUCGCAGCCUCAUCACAGCCUCGCCUAGGAUACCGUUUUUCUCGAAUCGGUCGAGUUUCUUAUUGGUAGAAGCUCUAGCAGAAGCCGAUACAGCAUUCAGUCGACAAUCACGUCUAGCAUUUUGGAUUUGUUACAGCUUUUCCAUCGAGUCGCUCCUUGGUAGCAACUUCACAAUACCCGUGUUUACAAAUGGCUGAAGUAAAUAACAAGAGAAGUCACUCUGACUUCGCUGAAAAGAAUGGCGACGAUGGCUCCUCAGAUGAUGAUAUGGGUCCCCAGUUGCCCUCUACAGCAAGUGCACCCAAGAAGAAACGACGCGUUCUACCACACGAAAAACUCUAUAUCGAAGCGCUACCUAAGUCAGCACGCUACUCGAAAUCUCUUAUGCACAAGGAGCAGUUGGCUUUUUUGAACGUCACGCGAUCUGAUUUUCUCAUUACAACAUCUGCGGAUGGAGUAGUCAAGUUCUGGAAGAAAGUCGAGCAAGGAAUUGAGUUCAUUAAAGAGUUUAAGGCUCACCAGGGCGAAGUACGGUCGGUCUCAGUUAGCCAUGACGGGCGGAGCUUUGCGACAGCCGGUAUCGACAAAACCGUCAAGAUUUUUGAUGUUAUCACUUUCGACCUUCUCGCCAUGCUUCCUCUAGACUACGUCCCUAAGUGCGUCUGUUGGAUACAUAAACUCGGCGCUUCGUUACCGCUCCUAGCUGUCUCGGACGACUCAAAACCGUUGAUUUACAUAUACGAUGGGCGUGGAGAAAACCAGACACCGAUACAUACUAUCAAGGGCCUACAUAGGAGCCCUGUGUCGAUAAUGGCCUUUAAUGACGCCUACGACUGUGUGGUAUCUGCCGACGACAACGGAAUGCUUGAGUACUGGUCGCCAAGCGCCAACUACGAAAAGCCGGCAAAUGUGUUCCAAUACAAGAGCUCUACCAAUCUCUUUGAUUUCAAGAAAGCGAAGUCGACGCCAGUCUCCUUGACGAUAUCACCCUCAGGUCAUCAAUUUGUCACAUUCUCCCUACCUGAUCGUAAGAUCCGAGUUUUUGAAUUUGCGUCGGCUAAACUGUAUCGGACUUAUGACGAAUCUCUGCAGGUCAUUGAAAAGAUGCAACAAGCAGGGACAUCCAUGCAAACGCUAGAUGAUGUCGACUUUGGAAGAAGGCUCGCUGCGGAGCGCGAGAUUGAAACCCCUUCACUUCGAAAUAAGGUCAAUGUCAUUUUUGACGAAUCGGGCCACUUCAUCUUAUAUGGCUCCAUCCUUGGCGUCAAAGUGCUGAACACAUAUACUAACCAAGUUGUGAAGGUUUAUGGGAAAGAUGAACAUAUACGCCCAAUCAACCUUGCUAUAUACCAAGGGCAACCUCAGAAGAAAGGUGUUACAACUGUAGAGAUGGCUGCUUCAAGCAACCCUCUCUUGCAAGAAUCGGAGGCGAGAGACCCGAUACUCUUCAUAACGGCCGUAGGGAAGGUUCGAUUUUAUAUGUUUACGAACGACGAAGAGAUAUCCAGAUCAGAAAGAGAUGUCCAGAACGAGAAGCCAACCAUAAUAAACCCCAAGCAAGCCACUCAGAAAAAGGCUGGUGAGACUGGCACAGCAGCCAUUCUUCAUACAACAUAUGGAGAUAUCCACAUCCGGCUCUUCCCCGAUGCUGCACCGAAGGCCGUCGAGAACUUUGUAACUCACUCCAAACGUGGAUAUUACAACAACACCAUUUUCCACAGAGUAAUACGCAAGUUCAUGAUCCAAGGAGGCGAUCCCUUGGGCGACGGUACGGGUGGCGAGAGUAUAUGGGGGAAGGAAUUUGAGGAUGAGUUCAGCACCCUCAAACACGACAAACCUUAUACCGUCAGUAUGGCCAAUGCUGGACCAAACACCAACGGAAGCCAGUUUUUCAUCACUACAGAGAAGACGCCAUGGCUUGAUAACAAACAUACGAUAUUCGGGAGGGCGGUGCAGGGAUUAGACGUAAUCCAUAAGAUAGAGAACGUACGAACGUACAAGGAGAAGCCCGAGGAGGAUAUCAAGAUCCUCAAUAUCGAUAUAGCCUAAGUAUGUGUGUAUACAACUCGAUAAUACUUAACUUGAGUAUAAUGCCGUCUAUACCUACAUAUAUCACUAAUUAUUUAAUAAAAGGACGGCGCAUCACAGGAUAAAACGAGAAAAACAAGAAGUGAUAUUAUUAUACAAAUCAUACCUAGGUAGGUAUUAAGAACUACCUUAGGUAGGUUAAUUGACUUCAUAGGCGUGUAGGUACCUAUUGCAGCUCUAGUGGCUUCGUUACGUCAUAUAAAUUGUAGUACCACACCGAUUUCAAUAGGUAAUCUGACAUAUUGAACUUUGCAAGUCACAGACCUCGUGAAUCCGGCACUUAGCGUCAUUGGUA
Molecule: messenger RNA, 2607 nt
Organism: Daldinia decipiens
Lineage: Eukaryota; Fungi; Ascomycota; Sordariomycetes; Xylariales; Hypoxylaceae
Exons: 2
Coding region: 414-2273 (619 amino acids)
Biological process (GO): protein folding; protein peptidyl-prolyl isomerization
Molecular function (GO): protein binding; peptidyl-prolyl cis-trans isomerase activity
Source: RefSeq, a predicted model, not a curated record